AUGACUUCCCCUGGCGAGGAGAUUUGCGGAUCGCUAGCGACCCAAUGUCUUGUGUGGGACCGUCGAAUUGAAUGCGAUCGUGGCUGUCCUCCGCCUAUGCCCGGGUGCGUCAGGCUUGGGUUCGGUAACGCAGAUAAUGUAACCCUGCGGCUGUUUCUGGCAGUCGCCCUGCAGGCAGUGGAUCAGCUAAUGAAGAGUCAAGGCACGCUGUUCAGUCCUGAGCAGAUCCAUGUUGUACGUCACGACAUCCAUCCGAUGGUUAGAUUGGAUUUUUCUAACGCCGCUAGAUACGUUGACCGCAAGAAAGCUUCUGAUGAGGCGGCUCGAGUUAGCAUGGCCCAAGCAGUCUUGGUGAAGGUCGCAAAAAAUGGUCACUUGACUCCCUGUGACCCAAUAGGUCCGUUGAAGACUUUUAUGGCGAGCAUGAACGAGUUGUGGGAGGCACUGUUUAAGACGUACAAGGGGAUUGAGCCCUCUGGUGACUACAAGUCGUUUUAUUGGAAAGGCAUCUGUCGUCCGGUGCUUGGACUGGGCGAUGGACUGGUGGAGGCUGCGUCUGCAGAAAAGUCCCUAUGCCCGCGGUGCGAACCCGGUCCGGUGUUCAGCUUGCCGGUAUGGAGCAGUGUUAUGGAGCUGAGUCUGUCUGCAAAGAGUCCUGAUUUGAGGGACUUCGUUCCUGCCGACCAUCGCGUCCCGAUGUGCGAGUGGAUCGUGCUUGCUUCAGACGGCGGGGAAUACACGCCCUACGGCGAGUGGCCGCCUCGAGACUGUAAGGAUGGGAUAUGGCAAAAGGAGAUGUGCGCCAUGCGGGUGCGUGUGAAGGCCGAAGCCAGGAGGCAAGGCGUCCAAUGGUCUCGAUACCCGUGGCCCAGUACCUGGAAGCCCGAACAACUGGAUUCCCCUGUCACCCUGCGCACUUUUCAGGAAUGCAUCCAAUGGGACUUGGACGAGCGAGCCGCCUUCUGGCGUGUAGCCAACUUAGGCGACCUCCUCAAGUCCUACCGAUUGUCCAGCGAAGUCGUCACCCAACUUGAGAAAGACGCUCUCGAGCUUAUCGACACUGCCCAGAAUAUCGACCCCUGCAAGCACGGACGUGGCUGGUACAUUGGCAGCUACCCACAAGCCUACGUUGUGCUCGAACCCACGGACGGCGGCCGGACAUCCCGACUGUGCCUUGCCACCGGACCUGUCUGUCUCACCGCCCAAAACAAAGAGGAAGCUCGCCGCAGACACACAAAAUUCUGGGACCAAGUAAGGAACGAUGCAGGCUGCAAGACGUAA
Messenger RNA from Gregarina niphandrodes, 1281 nucleotides. RefSeq lists its product as hypothetical. The record is from RefSeq and is a predicted model, not a curated record. The transcript has a single exon. Lineage: Eukaryota; Apicomplexa; Conoidasida; Eugregarinorida; Gregarinidae. Bases 1 to 1281 code for a protein of 426 amino acids.